Molecule: messenger RNA, 9312 nt
Organism: Cinara cedri
Lineage: Eukaryota; Metazoa; Arthropoda; Insecta; Hemiptera; Aphididae
Source: the annotation of a GenBank genome assembly
CCAAAUUAUUGAAUGGCAGGUACCUAUGCGCGGGAUACUUCGUCGGUGCACGGUGUAACGGAAACUCGGCGCCCACCACAAUUACUCGCGACAAAUGAUUACCAAAGGUUUGUUGGCUGCACCGUCGUAUUUAAACCGCAUUAUUAAGAUUACAAAACCAACUGUCAAAUGUUUAUCGCUCAUUGUCAAACGUUCUUUCACACUUUUUGUUUACUGUUAAUACGUAUUAUUUCGUACUCGUGGUUGGCAGUUGAAUUUGUUUGUUCUGUAAGUAUUUCAUUUUUAGUUAUUACUGCUCACAAUUGUAUAAUUUGUUCGUAAAUUGCAUAUUUUAUAUUCAUAUAUCUAAUCACUGAUAUCGGCGUGUAUAACUGUUUAGUUUGCAAUUUAAAACGAAAAAUAACAUUAGGUAAUGGCGCCCACAGAUUAUUGUAUGGUUUUUUUUAAUGAAUUAUUAUUUUAAUAUUAUUAGAUUUUCUAAUUGUUGACGUGUUGAAUAAAAUUUAACAUAUUGAACAAGUUUAUUAUCUGUUCAAUAAUAUAAGUAGUACCUAAUAUAAGUUGACAUUUUGUUAUUGACAUUGAAAAAAAUUGGGUGGAGAUUUAAAAAGCACAUUAUUUAAUUGACUUUUUAGGAAUUAGGCACACAUAUUAAACGGUAAACGCCGCAUUUCACGUACCUAUUUAACAGGAGAAGCGCGAAGUAAAUAUUGAUAUUUUUAUUUUAUUUUAUCAACAAUAAUCUCAAUAAAACGUAAUCAAUAUACUUAUGUUACAUUUUUGAAAAAUUUAAUUUGUUCAGCACAUUACAAAGUUAAGUAACUCAUAUUCUGCAAUUGUAUGAUAAAAUGGAUGAUUGUAUUUAAAAAAUCCAUUUAAAACAAAGAAAACUUAACAGAAAAAAACGGUAAAACCACAUGAUUUCCAGUAAUAAAAUAUUUUCUUGAAUAUAGUAAAUAAAUAUGUAAAUAAAAAAUAAAUGAAUGAAAGUGUCGCCUGGAGUAUUAUAAUAAGUGUAUUAGAAGGCCAGUUUCCAAUUAAAAAUAUUAAUAUCAAAGGUUAUAUUAGGGUUAUUUUCUAAAACAUGUUAAGCGAAAUUUGAAUUAGGGGCAGUCUUAUUUAAUUUUAUAUAAGAAAAAUAAUUUAAAUAAUACUUUAAAUGUACAAACUGAUAUUAAAAACAAUAUCUUGUAUCAAUACAUUUUAGAUAAUAAAUAGUAAUCAAAUAAUUUAUAUUUCUUAACAUAUCUAUAUUUAUUAAUAACUCUAAUAAAUAAUCUCUAUUAUUAAAAUAAAUUAUUUCUAUAUUCUAUGUAAAACUAUUAACUUUUUUCUAUGUUUAUCUUCAUUUAAUUUUUAUAUUCAGUCACGUUUUACAUUUUGACUGUGAUCUACCUGAUGAAUUUUUAAUUUGUAACCGGUUGUGUACUACACUUAUCAUAAUAUUUCAGGCAACAUAUUUAUUCGUUUAUUUAUUUUUUAUUUUUAUAUAUUUAUUUAUUAUAUUAUAUUUAUGAGUAUUAACCAUUUUAAUAAUUUUGUUCUUACUUUUAUUAUUUUAUUAUUGAAUAUAAAAAAAUUAAAUGAAGAAGAAAUACAUAGAAAAAAAAAAUUAUGCAAAUUGGUUGUUUUACAUAGAAAUAAUUUAUUUUAAAAGGAGAGAUUAUUUAAAACUGGUUAUAAUUAGACAUAAAUAUGUUAAGAAAUAUUAUGAUUAUUAUUUACUAUCUUCAAUGUAUUGAUAAAAGAUAUUUUUUUUAAAAUCGGUAUGUACGUUUAAAAUAUUAAAAAUUGUUUUUCUUUUUUUCAAUUUUAUUUAAGCAAUUCUUCUAAAAACUGAAUUACUGUAAUUAUUAUUUUGGGUAUUUAAUAUCUCUAAGUCUGUAUUAAUAUCAAUUUUAUGUUAAUGUUAAGCAAAAUUUGAAUUAGGGCAGUCUUUUUUAAAUUUUAUUUCAUAAAUGUGUUCUUUAUAUCUUAUUUUAAAAUGUCUAUUUGUCUUACCUAUUAACAAUUUAUUACAGUUACAUUUAAGUUUAGAUAUACCAGCAUUUUCAAAAGAAGGGGGAGUUUUUGUGAAGUUUUUAGUUCUAUUGGAAUAUCUAUAUUUUUGAGAAUAAGGGUGAUUAGAAUCAUGUUGUAUUAUUGCAUCAGUUUGUGUAGGUUCCCUGUGAAUGCUAAAAUCUAAUGUGUUCUUUAUUAUGGAAACUCUUAUGAAAAUUAUUUAAUUUAUUAUUUAUUUGUAUUUCAAGUGUAAAUUGACUGUUUUAUUUAUUUUGUUUAGUUAGUUAACUUAAUUUUCUGUAUGUCUAUUUAAAAAAUCUCUAAAUAAAAUGAAUGUGUCAACAUAUCUUUAAUAUGCCUUUAUAUAUGAACUAUAUAUUUGGUUGUUAAUAAUAUUAUUGGUUUCAUAAUUUUGCAUGUAAAUUUCGGAUAAAAAGUGCAUACAUAGUAACAAAUUUAGUACAAACAAUGUACUAGAAAUUAUUCAAUCAAUAAAUGUAACUAUUAAUCAAAACUAUUUCCAAUAUACUCAUUAAUAAUAUUUUUUAUAUAAUCCUCCUUCUUUUAAAAAUGCUGGUAUAUAUAAUAAACUUAUUUGUAACUUUAAUAAAUUGUAUAUAGGUAAGACAAAUAUACAUUUUAAAAUAAGAUAUAAAGAAGAAGAUAUUUAUUUAUGAGUAUUAAUUAUUUUAAUAAUUUUGUUUUUACUUAAUUAUUUCUUGAAGAUAAUUACCGUGAAUUAUUAACAGGUUCAAUAACAAUAAUUUCUGAUCAUCUAAUAAUGACACUUUUAUAAUUUCAUAAAAUAUUUUCUAAAAAAAAUUAAAUAAUACAAUUGGAUUAAAAACCUAUUUACUGAAAAACCAUUAUCAAAUUUCACAACCACAAAGGAAGAACAAUUAUUAUUAUUAAUCUAUUAAUCGACAUUUCAUCGGAUUCUUCAUUACAAAUACAUUUCUCUUCAUUAUCACUUUUAGUACUUUGAAAUAACAUCAAAGAUCAAUAUUCUGAAGUUGCCAACAAACCUUUUAUGUAUUGAACCAUUUAUUAUGAAAACUUCUAUUAUUAAAAAUCAAAAAAUUAGCUCCCUAAAGUAACACCCCAGUCAGAUUUCCUUUCAAAAAAAGUUUUACAAUAAGAGCAAAAUUUCUGGUUGAAAAGUUGUUCAUAGAAAAAAAAACAUCAUUUUAAAACCAACACAUUUCUCGUUCUUCUCAAAAUCUAAAAUAUGAAUGACUAGGAUUUAAACCGUGUGAGUACCAAAUAGGGUACCCAUGACAGUCGAUUUAUUAAACGGAAAACAAGUACAUUGUUCGCAUUAAAAUAAAAUACCAAUAGUCAUUGGUAUUUUUCUUUGUAAAAGUAUAAAUAUUUUGUAUUAUUUUAAAUUAAAAUUUAAUAGUAUAUAUGAUUGAUUUAUUUUGUCAUAAAAGUAAAAAUUUUUGAAUACUUAAAUAUAAUAAAUUUGUAAUUAAUUUACUUUUGGGAGCACAUUUAUUGUUUUUUACUUUUUGGGAUGCGAAAACCAAAAAAGUUAGUGAACUAGAUUUUUUUACCCUGUGUGACUAGUGACUGGUUUCAUUUAAUGGUUACUAUCUGAAACACUAUUAUAAAUCACUUUUUAUUAUUAUUUAUAGUAAAACAUCAAUUCUAUAAUCAUACUUUCAUAUUGGUGCUAAAAUUACUAUUUUAAUAAAUAUCAUAUUUAUUUAGCAGUUUAGCAGUAAGUUUUUAGAAUACUCAUAGAAAUUAUGAUAGAGACUGUCUAUAGUCUACUUCUAUUAUACAAUGAUGUUAUAUAGAUAACACUUGUAUAAGUAUAUAAUAUAAUUAAUACUUUUUAUUUACCCAUAGCAUACUGUAUUUUUUUAAUUUUACAGAAAUCUACAAGUCAACAAAGAGCUCAUAACAUGAGUGUCACAGAAUCAAAUCCUACAAAUUCAAACAUUAAAACUCAGUCUUCUGAAGUAGAAUCAUCAUUAAAUCUGGUACAUACACUUAAUAUUUCAAGAACUAUUUUUAUUUUAUUACAAGAUCAUUCUAAUUGUUUUAUGAGUUUUUUGGAAAAAAAAAACACUCAAUUAAAUAAUAUGCAUGAUAAAACUUUGUAACUUAGUAAUUUUUUUUAAUAUAAGUAGGUUUUACAGUUCAUGAAUUGGAAGGUUUUUAAACUAAUAAACUGUUUACAAAAUCUAUUUGUUUUAGUAAUAAGUACUUUUUGUGUUGGUAGUUCUUAAGUUAUUAAGUCUUUUCAUUAACCAUUAAUUGAACUAAUGUUAUAGAUUUUAAUGUUCAUAUGCUUCUAACUAAAAAAUAAUAAUUUCAAAACUAUUAUAACAUUAAAUAGAAAGAGAUUAUAUUAGGUAAUUUCUGACAAGUAAUGGGUAUUUAUUUAUUCAAUUGAAAUAAAAGCAAUAGUAAUAACAGUAGGUAAGUACAUUUAUUUCAGAGUUGUAUUGCAGAUUUAAUCUGUAGGUAAUGGUAUUUAUUUUUUUUAUGUCAAUAUUUUGGUGUGAGUCUGUAUACCGAUAAUAUCGAAUUAAUAUGUCGGUAUUUUCGAUAUUUCGAUAUUAUCGGUAUAUUUGAUAUUUGUAUAUAUGAUAAUUUCGGUAUACCAUUUAAAAAAAAAAAAUAUGUUAUACCGGUAUUACUGUCGCUCCUAAUUUAAUUUAUACAUAACAAGUUUGGAUUGAAGAGUGUAAAUAUUAUUUCUGGGACUCCUUCCGUAAAUUUGAGACAGAUUAAUAAAAUGCUUGUGCUAAUGUAUAUUCAGUAAAUUUGAAGCAGUAAUGGGUCAAAAUAUUUCAAAAUAACUCGAUACUUAUAAAACAUGUAUUUAAUAUAAAAAUAUAUACCAAUGUAAUUGGUAUAUGAUAAAUAUCAAUAUAUUUAACGUAUACAUUUUUAAAACAUCAAAUUUCUUUUUUAAAAAAUAAUUUAUACAAGCAUCCAUGUGUUUUUCAUGUAUUAAUUAAUACAAAUUAAAGAAUAUCAGCUACCAAAGUAUUUUAAAUGUUGUUUAUAAUAUAAAAGUAUUAGUAAAAUUGUUUUAUACAAACGCUAUCGUUAUUUAUAGGUUAUGAGUGUUAUGAUUGCUUAUAUCACCUUUGAUGAAUAAUUCUAAAAAGUUCAAUCAAUGAUAUAUUACAAUUCUAAUAUCAUACACUUAAGCUCUGCUGUACAGAUUUUGUUUCAUUAUUACUAUUCGACUACCAUUUGAAAUACUCUUUACUUACACAAUUAUAUUAUCUCUACUAGGUAUUCUUUAAAUAUUUACUGUAUUUUAUUUCACAAGAUGUUUGCGCAGUUAUAUUUGAGAUGUUUUGACCUAAACUGGCUGAAGUGAUUUACUUGUUGUUAAUUCUCUACCUAUUUAAUUUUUAUUUAAACAGAACAAAUAUAUAGGAAUAUAUUAAAAUUUUAAAAAAACUAAAUUUGAAUGAGAGAUAAAAAUAAAGUGGGUACUAUUGGUAGUGUAAUUGUAAUGUGUAUACCAAUAUAUUAAAUAGGUACCUACUUACUUAGACACACACAUAACAUGAUUGAUAAUUUUGUUUUGGUUUUAUAUUUAUAAAAUUAAAAACAAAUUUAUGGUCCUGAUACAAUUAUAUCCUGUUUCAAAAGAGAAUGAAAACUGGUCGCGAAAACAGUACAUUCUCUUUUGUAACGAGGUAUAUAUUUUAAUUUAUUUAAUUGACAUCUAUUAUAAUUGGAUGCCAAUAUUUAUCAGAUUUCUAAAUUGACACAAAUUUUGUGUUUAUUUCCAAACUAAAGUUAAUGAUAUAACAUAAUUUGUGAUAGAUGGUGUCAUAACACUUUUGGUGACUUCAUAAACCUUGAAAUAUAAAAUAAUUUCUUCUUCUAAUAAUAUUAAUAAUAACAUCUAAUAGUAAUAAAAUCUAAUAGUAAUAAAUUGGUUAAACUCAUUAUUAUUAUUAUUAUUUACCUAUUCUUAACAUUUACAAUGUAUUAUCUGGUAAAAUAUAUGUGUUUUAUGUUGUUAUGUACUCUGAUGUCCACCUUCUAUGUAUUUGUCUGAUUAACUACAAGAGAAUAUUGCAACAAAUUUAUGGAAAAGUCUUAAUGACACUAAUAUUUUUGCUGACUCUGUAUAUUGUUGUUACAAUACUAAUAAUAUUCAUGAUACACUGCAAUGUAAACUGAAUAUACUUUUUCAUUUAUAAAUAUUGCUUAUGUUGUCUCAUUGGCUGUACAGAACAUUGUGAAAUUAGAAUCGAAUCAAUCAAUUGAAGAACCAAAACCAGCAAUGCCAGAAGUAAAGCAGUCACUUAGGCGUAGUAUGUUUAUUUAUGUUUAAAGUAUAAGUAAACGUAUAAAUGAUCAUCCAAUUUAAAUACAUUUUUAUUUUUAGAAAUGUUUAAGAAAGAACAGAAAAAACGGUUUAAUGCUCGAAUACGUCGUUUAAUAUGCCCUAAGAGUCCAUUAAAGGUAUUUUCUGAGUUGUACAGUGAUGUGCCUAUUAAAUUAGAAGCGCAGAUGCGUGGAAAUUUUGUAAUUUUUAUUGCUUCGAUUAUGGUAAGAAACUUUUUAUAAUUAGAUAAAUUGAUUUAUUUAAUGUGUCACUUGUAAUAUAAUAUUACUUGUAUUAUUUAGAUUGAUGAUCAAUUAUAUACUGGAGAUCAUGUUUCUAAAACUCAAGCUAAAGAAAUAGCAUGUGAAAAAUUCUUGCGUAAAAUGUUGUCAAAUGAAAUUUGUCAAACCUCAAGAGCUUGCUCUGGUAACUAAUUUUAAUAAAUUAUUAUGAGCAACUAGGUAUCAGAUUUAAAUGCCCUAAAAAUGAUCAAAAUAAAAAGUGUUAUAAAAAAAAAAAUAACUAAAGUGUCUUUUAGGAAAAUAAUAUUAUUAAACAAAUUCUUAAAACUACUCUAAUAAUGAAUAAAAAUAAAUAGCCAGAAAUGCAAAAUAAAAGUUUAACUUUUGUUGUUCUUUGUUUGAGCUUUUUGACACAUCACUGCUAUUGUAAAAAUAAGAUAAAGACGCGAUAAAAACAAAUUUCAUGAAAACAGAAUUUCUUUAGAUUAAAUUUUGAAUUAUCUAAGUAUUAUUUUUUAUAGGUGAUAACAUACAUAUGCUCUUAAAAUUAAUAAAAUGACCAAAAAGUAAAAGUUAAACUUUUGAACUAUAUGUUACUUGAAUAAAUAUUAUGUACUUGUACAUUAUAAUCUUAUUUGUCGAUGAAUUUGUCUUAAUUAUAAGUAUACGGGUGUGACUGUAAUUUUAUUUAUAUACUGAAUAUUUUCACAUUUUCCCUCUUUCUUUCUUAUAAAUACUAGUUGACCUGUAUAAAUAUUUUGAAAAAGAGGCUGCCAUAAGUGAACAUUCAAAUAUUUUUAUCCAUCAUUAAUGUAUUGAAGAAUAAAGAAGUAAAACAGUAAAUAAUUUUAACUUCGAUAGGUCAGGUAUUAUAUGUAUUUUAUAAUAUACAUAAGGUAUGUAAUAGAUAUUAUGCAUUACCACCUAUUGGUAUACAUAAAAAUAAAUAAUAUAAUAUGUUUAAAACUACACAAAGAAUUCUGAGAGGUCAAUUGAAAUGUUCCUACAUACAUAUAUGUUGUAGUACAACAUAUAUGUACAUAUCACUACUAUAAUUUCUUACAAAUUUAAAUUGUGUCAUUUAUUUAUUUGAUUUUUGUAAAUAUUAUUUAAUGAUAACUUACUAUUGUAACUGUUUUUUCUUUGCAAAUUCUUAAUAAAUAUAAAAACAAUAAAUUAUUAAUUAUUUAAAACAGAGGAAGUUGCUUCUACUGCAGAGAAUUCUAAGGAAGUGGAUGGUACUGGCAAUACUAAUUCUGUUAAACCUAAGGAAUCAUCACAAGAUUUUCCAUGGCUACAUUUUAAUUCAUUAGCCAUGCAUAACCUUUUAAGUAAUUGGAACUUGAAGUCUGUAUCAACACAGGUGAAUAUUUAUUUUAUAUAAUAUUGUUCACUCCUAAAUUGGAAAUUUUUCGUAUAAAAAUGUCAGCAUAAACAAUUACACUUAUCUAAUUACACAAAGGUUAUUCUUUAAUCUUUAUACAGAAGUACAGUUAAUAUCUUCAUGUUUGUACUAAAAAAAAAAAGUUUAAUUGUUCUUAUAGUAUUCAAAAUUGAGAUUUUAAUUUUUGGUUUUAGAUUAGUGCUAUGAAAAAGUUUCCUGCUAACCCAGAAAAGUACCAUCCUGUUGAUUUAUUAUAUCAAAUGUCACCGGGCAUUAAAUUUAAUGAGGCCUAUGUUUUAAAUAGUAGGUUACAUUUUGAAGCAAGCUGUGAAAUUAAUGGUGUAACAUUUAAGAGUCAAGGUAAUAUUUUGUAAAAAAAACUUAAUAGUCUUCCUCAAAGCUGUUACACUUACUAAACUGUUAUGCCAUUUCUUUAAAAGAAUUUUGAUGAUUCAUUUAUCACAAACAAUACUCUAUCUACCAAUAUAAUAUCAAUGAUUUCUUGAUUUCUAAAUGAUUAGUCUAAGGUUAAUGACAUAUUAUUAUACAGUCAAACUUGGUUAACUCAAAGUUGAAGGACCAACAAAAAAGUUAGAAUUCCCCAAGAAUUUGAGUUAUUGAAUUUUCAUUUGGUUUUAAUUUUAUUUAUUAAUCGUUUUAAUACUAAUGUCGCUAACAAUUAUAUUAAAAUCUUAAAAAUUAAAACUUAAAGGAACAUUAAAGUAAAUGUGUGUGAAUUAUUAACGCGUUAUAUUAUCUAGUGGUAAACAAGUUGUAAAAUCUGUAACAGUAACCAUAACAUUAAUAAAGUUUACUUUUUAUAGUAAAUGUACAUAAAUAUGGGAAUAACCACCUAUAAAUGAAUGAUUCUAAUAAAAUUGGAACUUCGAGUCAUCAACGAAAAUGUGAUUUAUUUACAUUGUUUAAUAAGACAUUUUUAGGGACUGUAGAAAAGUUCUAGUUAUCAAUGAUUUCGAGUUAAUAAAGUUUGAGUUAAACAAAUUUGACUGUUUAUUUUGACCUAACAUAUUAGAUGAUCAUUGUGUUGGUGCCCUUUUAGAAUAUAUCGGGCCAAGCUUAAUGUUUAUUUAAAUUUUUUUACAGGCCAUUAUUAUGUGUUCAUACCAAAAUUAAUUUAAAUAUUUUAAUAGUUCAAAAUAAUAAUAAAUGUUAUUAAUUUAAAUAUAUUUUAUAGGAGCUACAAAAAAAGAAGCUAAAAGAGAAAGUGCUAUUGCAGCAAUUAAACAUUUUUGGAGUUUUGACUAUCAUUCUUCAGAGAAAAAAUAAAUCUACAAUUUUUUUUGUUUUAUAUUUUAAUUUUCUAAUAUAGUAAUUGAUUUAGUUUACAAUAUUAAUAUUGUACUCAUCCAGGA